This is a messenger RNA of Meyerozyma guilliermondii ATCC 6260, 1914 nucleotides long. It is a transcript of the gene KCS1, whose product is annotated as inositol polyphosphate kinase. Gene Ontology annotation, cellular component: cytoplasm; nucleus. Gene Ontology annotation, biological process: phosphatidylinositol phosphate biosynthetic process; inositol phosphate biosynthetic process. The coding region runs from base 1 to 1914 and encodes 637 amino acids. NCBI's taxonomy places the organism in Eukaryota, Fungi, Ascomycota, Pichiomycetes, Serinales, Debaryomycetaceae. The transcript has a single exon. Gene Ontology annotation, molecular function: inositol hexakisphosphate kinase activity. The record is from RefSeq and is a predicted model, not a curated record.
AUGGAUGUUGCAGUAAAUGACCGGAAUGAACGGGAUGAAGUUCCUGUUGUCACAGGUCGGAAGGCUGCAAGAUCUUUACGAUUAUUCCGAGGAGAUGGCAGCGCCGCAUUAGAGACAUUAAUCGAUAAUACCGACGAUCAUACGGAACGAUCGCCGAUAAAAGACCCAUUGCAUGCCGAUGACUCGGUUGUUGACGUCGAUACGCCAACUGUUCCCGAAAAUGGACCGAGUGAACUUAAUCCGGUAUCAUCAGCUACAUAUUUCCCGCAUCAUACCGAGCGUACCAAUAUGGCGCGGUCCGGGUCGGUGACGCAACAUUUGACUGCCGAUUUGGAAUUCGACCAUUCCGGUGCGUCAAUUACCAAGAUCCAAAAACGGCCCACCGAUUUGACAACAAAACUUGGGAAUGUAAGGAUCGAUGAUUUGCGUAAACCGGAGAAAAAAGUUUCGUUUUCCGAGGAUCUGAAUUCACAGCAACCUUUGGAAACCGAGGUUUUUCCAUUAGCGGUAGAAUUACGACCUUUCAAAAAUAAAGUUGGCGGCCAUACAGCAAUCUUCCGGUUCUCACGCCGGGCGGUAUGCAAGGCACUUGUCAACCGGGAAAAUUUGUGGUAUGAAACCAUCGAGGUUCGACAUCCGGAACUUUUAAAGUUUGUCCCGAAAUACAUCGGCGUUCUCAACGUGCGCUACUCCAGCAUUAUAUCAGAAGAUGACAAUACUCAACCAGCCUAUAAAGAAUCCUCGGAAGACGAUGAUUUGCCCCCGGAAGUUGUUCUCCACGACAAUCGUCAUAUCAUUCCGGAACUUUUAUGGAAAAAAUAUUCAAGUUCUGCACCAUCACCGACCGCAUCUUAUUUGGGAGACACACCACCGGUUCUAUCCAGCAUGUCCGAGCACAACACGCCGCACCACGCUGCAGUGCAAGAUGAGGACCCUCGGAAUUCCAAUGUCGGGUCGACGUCCGUCAACACAGACUUGCAGGUAGAGGUGCUUCUGGAGGUGUUUCAGCCGCGCAGAGCGAGUAACGAUCACGACAACAUUUUUACUAUGGACGACUACGACGAAAAACGGCGCGAAUCUACGGUUUCUACAGACGGUCCCAAAUUGCGCAAACAUACGCGAUUCGAGAGGUAUUUGUUGCUAGAGGACUUGACGGCAGAUAUGGCAAAGCCAUGUGUUCUCGACUUGAAAAUGGGAACCCGUCAAUAUGGAGUGGAAGCCAGCGCUGAAAAACAACGGCUGCAACGUCUUAAAUGCUCGCAAACAACGUCGCGAGACUUGGGUGUGCGGGUGUGCGGACUUCAAGUUUGGAAUCGCGCUAGUGAAAAAUUCUUUGUGCGCGACAAGUAUUUUGGCCGCAAAGUGCGAAAAGGGCCAGAUUUUUGUAAAAUAUUAUCCAAAUUUUUGUAUGAUGGUCGACUGAUUUAUUCAGUAGUGAAACAAAUUCCGCACGUGAUCGACCAGUUACAGCAACUUUAUCGAAUUUUCGAAAAUCUUGUGGGGUACCGGAUGUACGGACUGUCAAUUCUUUUGAUGUAUGACGGUCUACCAUCAGACGGUGAUAAUCCCAUCAAGGUUCGAAUAAUCGAUUUUGCCCAGUCGGUGAUUGGCGGUGACUUUACGAUAAAAACCGCCAAUGUACCACCCAAACACCCACUGAUGCCAGACAACGGUUACUUACGAGGGCUCCGGUCACUUAUUGAGUAUUUUGGGAUUAUCUACAAUAUUUUAGUGGGGAACCACGUUGCCAGUGUGGCCGAAAUGGGCCGGCAGUUGGCGGCAAACCGAACCAAAUUGGAGCAGGAGAGCAACCGGUGGAUCGCUGCAUAUGGCGAAGAAGAACCGGUUCAGGAACGCAAUGACCCAUUUGAGCGCGCAUAUCCUGACAAUGACGACGAGGAGGUGUCAGACUAA